AUGGGUGUAUUUAGUAAAAUAGGAAGGGUCUCCCCUGAUCUUUCAACACUUAUUGUUAGUAAAUGUGCCAGGAGAACAUUGUUUACGAAUCGUUAUAAUCAUUCGCCCAAUCCAAAGUUUAAUCUAACUCUUAAAAGGAACUCCACAACUUCUUUGGCAACUGACCUUUUUAAGGAUUCCAAAUUACAUCCUAACGCACUGAACCAACCCCCCUGCCAUGUUUCCACCCUUAAAAAUGGGCUUAGAGUUGCGACUGUUUGGAUGCCAGGCUCCUCAUCUACAGUUGGAGUUUGGAUAGAUAGCGGAAGCCGAUUUGAAACGCCAGAGACUAACGGUUCUGCACAUUUUCUUGAACAUAUGAUUUUUAAAGGAACAAAGUCACGUUCAAGGCAGCAAUUGGAGGAACAAAUUGAACAUAAAGGAGCACAUUUAAACGCAUAUACUUCAAGAGAACAAACAGCCUACUAUGCAAGAUGUUUUAAUAACGACAUCCCUUGGUGUACCGAGCUUCUCAGCGAUAUUCUGCAAAACAGCCAAAUUGACCCGGACCACAUGGAAAACGAAAAGCAUGUUAUUCUUCGAGAAAUGGAAGAAGUAGAAAAGUCACACGACGAGGUCAUCUUUGACCGAUUACACAUGACGGCCUUUCGAGAUUGUUCACUGGGAUUCACUAUACUGGGACCCGUUGAAAAUAUAAAGAAUAUGCAACGUGAGUAUCUCUUGGACUACAUCAACCACAAUUACACAGCCGAUAGGAUGGUUCUUUGCGCCGUUGGCAAUUUUGAUCAUGAUAAGUUCGUAACAUUAGCUGAAAAACACUUUUCAACAAUACCUAAACCGGUGACCAAGGUCGAGUUAGAGAAGCCUUAUUUUGUUGGGUCUGAAUUAUUAAACAGAAACGACGAGAUGGGCCCAUAUGCCCAUAUGGCCGUUGCAUUCGAGGGUGUACCAUGGAAUUCACCCGAUUCUGUAGCUUUCAUGUUAAUGCAAAGCAUUAUUGGCACCUACAAUAAAUCCAAUGAAGGUGUAGUUCCAGGAAAGGUGUCUGGAAAUAAGACAAUUCAUGCAGUGGCGAACAGGAUGACAGUUGGUUGCGCGGAGUUCUUCAGCGCAUUUAAUACUUUCUACAAGGAUACUGGCCUCUUUGGGUUUUACGCCAAAUGCGACGAAGUAGCAGUUGAUCACUGCGUCGGAGAGUUACUCUUCGGGAUCACAUCCCUUUCAUACUCAGUAACCGAUGAGGAAGUCGAGCGGGCUAAAAGGCAGUUAAUGUUACAGUUUCUUUCAAUGACAGAAUCAACAUCGAGUGUCGCUGAGGAGGUUGCUAGGCAAGUUCUUGUUUAUGGAAGAAGAAUGCCCGUGGCAGAAUUUCUGCUCAGACUUGAAAAAAUCGACGCCGAAGAAGUUAAGAGAGUUGCAUGGAAAUACUUACACGAUUCACACUAUAAUCUAUAUAAGUUUACUAUUGAGAUUGCUGUAACCGCAAUGGGACCAUUGCAUGGAAUGCCAUCUUUAAUUGAUCUAAGGCAAAAAACUUAUUGGCUUAGAUAUUAA
Theileria annulata is the source of this 1554-nucleotide messenger RNA. RefSeq names its product mitochondrial processing peptidase, putative. Gene Ontology annotation, biological process: proteolysis. The record is from RefSeq and is a predicted model, not a curated record. Bases 1 to 1554 code for a protein of 517 amino acids. Gene Ontology annotation, molecular function: metalloendopeptidase activity; metal ion binding. The transcript is spliced from 12 exons. Lineage: Eukaryota; Apicomplexa; Aconoidasida; Piroplasmida; Theileriidae. Gene Ontology annotation, cellular component: mitochondrion.